AUGAUUAGUUUCUUUACCAGGGACCUGGAGCGCAUUCAAAUGCCACACAACGACGCCCUAGUGGUCAUUCUUCGCAUCAAAGAGUUCGAUGUCAAGCGCAUCUUAAUUGACCAGGGAAGUUCGGCUGAGAUUAUGUACUAUAGUGCGUUCAAGCAACUCAAACUCCGUGAUACAGACUUGGCUCCGGCGACUUCGCCACUUGUAGGUUUCAACUCGCAACCGGAAUGGCCUUUGGGAAAGAUAAUUUUACUAGUCAAAGCCGGAACCGUGGUCAAGCAGGUGGAGUUCUGGGUAUUGCAGGUGCCGUCUACGUACAAUCUGAUCCUCAGUAGGGGAUGGCUUCACGCUAUGCAAGCUCUAGCGUAG
Camellia sinensis is the source of this 366-nucleotide messenger RNA. Lineage: Eukaryota; Viridiplantae; Streptophyta; Magnoliopsida; Ericales; Theaceae. The record is from RefSeq and is a predicted model, not a curated record.